Molecule: messenger RNA, 1533 nt
Organism: Symbiodinium pilosum
Lineage: Eukaryota; Dinophyceae; Suessiales; Symbiodiniaceae
Source: the annotation of a GenBank genome assembly
GUAAUGCCUCUCUCACCUGUGACCCGUUGGGCAUCUACCACUUGCCGCUGGAUACUUCCAGAAGCUCUCACCUUGUGUUGGAUCUUGAGGUCAUGGCAGAGUAUAUGUACAAUGUUGAGUUCCAAGUUCAGCUUGUCAGCUUCUUCACUCAGAAUGUUCACUAUGAUUACAGCAAUCAUGCACAAGAAGAACCUGCGCAAGAGUCUGGACUUGCUCACCAGCAAGAUGAGACUUCUGCCAAUCCUCAGCCUUCUGAAGAAGCACUCGUUACAGAGGAUAAAUGGGUACUCAAUGAUACUCGUGCUACCAAGUUCGAAUAUGAAGAUGGCACUUCCCAACAGAAGGUGGACAAUUGGCGUGGCAAGGAUGCUCCGAAGGUAGUGAGGCAAGAGAAACCUUGGAAGGGCACUACCAUUUUCAAGGUCAAGCCUGGAGGUUUCGAACGCCGGACCAACGUCCGGGUAUCAAUCUCAGUAGGCAAUCGCCGUGGUGACGUAGACGAAGAAAUCUACGUUCCAGACUCUGUCCAUGAGCCUUCGUCUUCCAGUCGCAAGCCGCCUUCAGGAGGCUCAUCCAACGAUGAGGUACCUGGCGGAAAGCCGUUGCCCGGCGGCUCGUUCAACGACGAGGGACCUGGACCUUCACAGCGUCGAGAGCAAAAGAAGCGUGAGGGUACUCCAGUAGCUAAGGAAGACACGUCCCUAGAACCUAGGCGGGUAGAGCUUCCUUUGCCUGGUCAAGAGCUUAGUGCUGCCUCACCUAGACUUCCUGAGGACAGGACCGCGACGCAGCUGAGGACCAUAGCCAUGAAGGCUCAUCUGGAAGCGCGCCAGUCCACAGGCCUCAAGAAGGACCUGGCUAAGCGAGUUAUGCCUUCGGACGGCGCCAACCGGAUCAUCCGGGAUCCACGGGUUCUGAUGAUCCGUCGUUUCAGUAUCCUCCUGUUCCAGGAGAAGAUCUCAGUGAUCCGGCGGAAAUUCUUCCGCCUGGUCCUCCGCCAUGAUGGUCCAUCAGGGCCUUCCGCUGGCGCCGUACCGCAAUAUUCCGAUCCGGACGUUCCGUUGUCACAUCAGGGCACGAGCGCUCCGACACCUUCAUAUCCGCCAGACGAUCCGCGCCGCCUUCGUCGGGUAGCCGGCCGGGCCUUCCAGUUACGGAAGGAGAAUUUCCCAUUGCUCAGUCUCCUGAGCCGGAUACUCCGGGGGAACAGGCUGCACCGGAUUCAGAUUCUGAUUCUGAUGCCACCAUUGACUAUGAAGGUUGAAGCCCAGCCCAACUCGGCUGACAAGACGGCUGAAAUUGCGGCAGGCUCUUCCACCGAAGAGGAAGCCGACUUCUGUCACUUCCUUGAGUCCUUUGUAGUGAAGGAUCCGUCAGUUACCUCCGGCCAUACGGAGGAAAGGUCCGUUGAAGAUUAUCCCGACAUUGCGCAUGCGCUUACGACUCGGAAGGAUGUCAAUGACAUCAUGUUCACAGGACAGAGAGUUGCUUGGGUGGUUGAUGACAAGACCAAGAAGAAGAAGAAGUAUAUAG